AUGUCUUCGCUGGAGCAACUUAAGUCUCAGCGAACGAGUGCUCGAAAGAACCUUACGCGCAUGAGCAAAUCAGUGGAACCUGACUUGAAUCUAUCUCCGUUGGAACUCGCUUGCCGUUUGUCGAUUUUGGAAUCGUAUUUUAAACUCGCUUUAUCCACACAGGAGGCCAUAGAGCAGUUGGAUCCAGCUGAGCUACACCGCAGCACUCGUUUCGAGUUAGAGGAGUUAUUCAUCCAAGCCAAGGUUUGCGUUCAAGAACAGCUUGGACCAGAAGCAAACAGCACAGGCAUAAACGAAUCUACGGUUAAUUUUGGGCAUACGACUGCAGUCAAGCUUCCUCGCUUAGCGUUGCCAACAUUCGACGGCAAGUACUGCGAGUACCAAAACUUCAUCACGUCGUUCAAUCAGGUCGUAGGCCACCAGCCAUCAAUGUCUAAGAUCGAGAAGUUCAACCAGUUGCUAAACUGUCUUCGAGGACCCGCCCUAGAAACGGUACGAGCAUUCCAGGUGACCGCAGACAACUACACGAAGGCUCUGGAUCGCUUAAAGCAGCGCUACGACAACCCAACUCUCGUCUUCUUGGACAACAUAUCGUCGCUCUUCGCUUUGCCAACCGCUGCCAAAGCAAAUGGUCAGCAGUUGCGCAGUCUAAUCGACAAUGCGUCCGCAUUGUACAACUCGUUGCGUUCGUUGGGCAACGAGACACAGAUCUGUCAGGCCAUGCUCAUCUCUAUAGUCAUGGGAAAGGUGGACCAGGAGACCAAGAGGAAAUGGAAUGAGUCAUUGGAUUAUACCGUCUUGCCUUCUUGGGAUAACUGUGUUCAAGUCGUCGAACGUCAUUGCCAAUAUUUGGAAUCGGAUAAGAAGCCUGCUGCUGAAGCCUCUAUGGUCCAACCAGGCGGCCAUAGAUCGCGCUCGCAAAGGAACCAGGCAAGUCUGUCCUUCAAUUGUACAACGCAAACUUGUAACAUCUGUUCAAAUACAGAUCACAAGACCUUUAGAUGCCCAGAACUAAUUAAUCUCGCCCUAGAAAAUCGUCUCAAUGCAGUAAAACGCUACAAGCUAUGCAUUAAUUGUCUCGGCAAGAAUCAUCUUGUCGCCAACUGCCCGUCUACACAGAGAUGCCGCACCUGUGCGUUAGCGCAUCAUACUCUGCUUCAUCGGCCCUCACCUGGGUCGACCGCAACUCCCUUGCCACAACCUCAAGCGGAGUCUGCACAAGUUUCGGACGCAGUCACACAUACUCACACGGAACCGCGUUCCGAUUGCGUCAUCCUGGCCACAGCGCUGGUCCUGGUCAAGGAUGCGUCCGGAUGCUACAAAAUAGGAAGAGCGCUUUUGGAUUCAUGCUCUCAGGUGAAUUUCAUAUCCGAGGAGUUCGCCCAAAGUCUCCGACUGCCUCGGAGCAAACGCAACCUAGAGAUUCGUAGCAUUGGAGAGACGCAAACGCAAAUCAAACACCAUACAACCACCAAUAUCAAGUCGAGGCACAACCAUUUCGAGCUACUCCUUGAUUUUUGCGUGACAUCACACAUCGCCUAUCACCCAGAUUCGGAAAUUGACAUUUCCUCAUGGAAUCUUCCGCAGCAUUCAUCGCUAGCCGACGAACACUUCAACAAGUCUCGUCGCAUCGAUUUGCUUUUAGGCACGGAAACCUUCUUCGAUAUCUUGGCAGUCGGCCAAGUUAAAUUAGGAAAGGAUCUGCCCGUACUCCAGAAAACGCUACUUGGAUGGAUAGUGUCUGGUCGAUGCAGAGCUCAUCCCAGAACCCUCCAUCAGUACUCAUCUAUCGUACUAGAUAAAAUUGACGAAAAUCUGGAACGUCUAUGGCGCAUCGAUCAUGUAGUGACUCCCGAGAAUACACUUACGCCGGAGCAGCGAAAUUGUGAGGAGUUCUACACAACCACGGUACGACGCAACUCUGAUGGUCGAGUGGAAGUACGACUCCCAUUUAAGGAUGCACCUACCGCUCUCGGAGCCUCAUUCGACAUCGCGAGGAGGAGAUUUUUAUCGCUCGAACGCAACCUAGGCAAACGGCCUGAGGUAUGGGCCAAAUAUGUACAAUUCAUGCAGGAGUUCCAAGACCUGGGACAUAUGAGUCUCGUGGGUCACCCGCAGUUAAACACUCCGCAUUAUUAUAUUCCACACCACUGCGUGCUUAAGCCAAAUAGCACAUCAACGAAGCUCAGAGUGGUUUUCGACGCAUCUUGCAAGACAACGUCCCAGAAAUCGCUCAACGAUCUUUUAAUGGUCGGGCCGACCAUUCAGCCAGACCUUUAUACAUUGCUUCUUCGUUUUCGUAUACACCGCUAUGCAAUCACUGCGGAUGUAGUAAAGAUGUUCCGUCAAGUCAACGUGUCUGCCCAAGAUCGCAGAUUUCAAUACAUCCUUUGGAGAGCUUCGCCAUCGCAACCCUUAAGCACCUUCGAAUUGAAUACCGUAACGUAUGGUACGGCGGCUGCACCGUAUCUGGCCAUACGCAGCAUGUCCUAUCUAGCCGACCACUUCAUGGACAAAUUGAGAAUUGGGGCUGAAGCCAUCAAAUCGUCGUUCUAUGUGGAUGACUUCCUGGGUGGAUCGGACACGGUAGAGGAGCUACAUCAAAUCAAGAGGGAAGUUACAACGAUUCUACAGGAUGGUCAAUUGGAACUCGCAAAAUGGCAUUCAAACCACUGUAAGUUUGUCGACGACAAUACAAUAAAACACUUACAGCUGGACGACGAGAUGCUAACUAGCACGCUUGGCCUAAAAUGGGACCAAGUACGGGACACCUUCAUGUUUUCGUUUUCGCCAAGAGUAGAGUCAGACCACGUUACCAAACGCACUAUCUUGUCAGUUGCAUCGUCACUAUUCGAUCCGUUGGGAUUAGUUACUCCCAUCAUCAUCGUGGCAAAAAUCAUCCUGCAGGAGCUGUGGCUACUAAAGCUACACUGGGAUGAGUCAGUACCCCAAGGAAUCCAUACAGCUUGGAUGUCCCUUCUUUCGUCGCUUACGUCGUUGGAGUCUAUAGCAAUACCACGAUAUUGCCUCCAACCGGCUAUACAAUCUCUUCAGAUACAUGGCUUCUGUGACGCCUCCAUUAGAGCGUACGGAUGCUGCAUCUACGCUCGCACAGUCGGAUCAGAUGGGCUAAUCAAGGUACAGCUAAUCACAUCCAAGUCCAGAGUUGCUCCCACCAAGAAGCUAUCUCUACCCAAAUUAGAACUGUGCGGAGCACAUCUGCUAGCACAACUCCAUCAGAAAAUUAUUCGAAUCUUCGCAGACAGAGAGCCAACCUCGUACUUAUGGUGCGACUCUCAAAUCGUUCUACAUUGGAAUCGCCAGCACUCAGCCACAUUAUCGACCUUUGUCGGCAAUCGAAUUGCUGAAAUUCAAGAAAUGACAUCAGAUUGUCACUGGAGACAUGUUCCAACACACUGCAACCCGGCAGACAUCUUGUCCAGAGGCUGCACCAUCGCCGAGUUGGAACAAUCGAUAUGGUUUGAGGGACCUGAGUUUCUACGUCAAGAACCGCAAUAUUGGCCUAGGGACAAUAAAGACAUCAAUGACAUUGAUCUGGAAGCUGUGCAACUGGAGAAAAGAAAAUCAGCGUUUGCCGUACAGACUACCAGUAAUCCACUGCUUGAGGGAGUCUACAAAUCCAGUUCAUAUCAGCGCUGCCUAUUAGUCGUCGCCUGGAUGUUUAGGUUCAUUCACCGCUGUCAACUAUUUUUGGCCGCGUCUCCAUACAAGCCCAACCACUGUGCAUCGCCAUCGCCAACGCCAACGGAAUUGCAGCGGGCGCUGCAUUGCAUCGUCUGGAAUAUCCAAACCAAUCACUUCGCUCAAGAGAUAUCAUCGGUCCUGAAGGGCCAGCCGAUUCGCACUAACCUUAAAAACCUUAGUCUCUUUCUCCAGGUCACAGAUGGUUUCCAACUUCUAAAAGUCGGAGGACGCCUGGAGUUAGCAGACUACCCAGAAACCCAAAGGCAUCCUGUCCUGCUCCCAGCCAAGGAUCCCUUUGUCUCUCAGUUCGUUCGCCGUCUCCAUCUCCAAAACUAUCACGCGGGACCAAGGACUCUUGUCGGCUUAAUUCGACGACAGUUUUGGAUAGUCAACGCAAGGGACUUAGCGCGACAAGUCGUUCGCUCAUGCAUACAUUGUCGCCGCUACCGACCAACUCUCGAAAAGCAGCUUAUGGGGCAACUGCCCAAGGAACGCAUCACACCGUCUCGGCCAUUCUCAAGAUGCGGAAUAGAUUUUUGCGGACCAAUCAACGUCUAUUUGCGCAUCCGGGGGCUCCACAUUUCGGGGGGCAUAUGGGAGGCUGCCGUCAAAAGCGUCAAGGGACUACUCAAUCGCACUCUUCGAGACACCAGACUAACCUUCGAGGAGCUAGCCACAGCAGCUGCUGACGUCGAGGCGAUUUUGAACUCUCGCCCAUUAACGCCGCUAUCAACCGACCCAAACGACCUGGCCGCUCUCACGCCUGGUCACUUCUUAGUGGGUGACGCACUCCGAGCUCUUCCAGAAGCUCCACCAAUCGACGACAAUCUGGACAAGCUGGAUCGAUGGAAGAAGGUCAGCGCAAUUAAGCACCACAUCUGGAGCCGUUGGAGCCACGAAUACGUGAACGAGCUCCAAGUUCGCACAACCUGGACGAAGACUGCACCAAAUCUAGCGGUCAACGACAUGGUUAUUGUUCACGAGGAUAAUCUUCCCCCACAACGGUGGCUUCUUGGCCGCGUAGUCAGCACCAUCGCCGGAUCGGACAACAUCGUGCGUGUAGCCAACGUACGCACCGCCAAGGGAAUCAUCCGCCGUCCCAUACGGAAACUCGCCUUAUUACCUGUCUCUUGA
Drosophila kikkawai is the source of this 4839-nucleotide messenger RNA. The record is from RefSeq and is a predicted model, not a curated record. Lineage: Eukaryota; Metazoa; Arthropoda; Insecta; Diptera; Drosophilidae.